GCUAUGGAGAGAGGACGCUGCAACUUGCAGAACAGCUAGGACACAGAAAUCCCUUAGCAGAUCUCAGCAAAGCGCCUGCCUUGCGUUGCCUCCUUCCAUAUCUGCACGCCUCCUUCAUCCAGAACUUUGUUUCUUUUUUUGACUACUUCCAUGGAAGACUUGAUCUCCCUGAAGCAAGAAAAAGAAAAUGAAGAACCUGAGGAAACAGGGCAGCCAUGGCAGGAAAUGGCAGCUUCUUCCCAAGAUCCUGAGCCUGGGUUAUCUGAGCCCCGGGAAUCAGAGCAGAGGCCAGAAACUGGAUCACAGCCCAGAAGCAGCCCUCCUCAAAGCCCCCACUCUAGAGCUAGCACAGCUCUGGCUGACCUCACAGGACCAGGUACACCAUCCCCACCUUCCUUUCCUCAGGAAUCCUUUUCCACUCCUUCUCUCCCGGCUCUGGCCAGACAGGACAUUGGCUCACCAUGGCAGUCAGACACGACCACUAAUGUGAUUCCUGAAGCUGGGACAGUUCACUCUGGCCAUUUGGAACAAUCAUCUGAUAAAGGAGAAUUAACUCCUCAUCAAACAUGUCAAUCAGAGGGAAACACCUUCCAACAGUCUCAGCAAACCAAACACCACGUGCAUGGACCAAAGGAUGUGAGCCAUAAAAACUCUAAACGAAAAGAGCCGAGAUUUGACAUUUUUCGGGAGGAAGACUCAAACAGCAACGCUGAUCUGGAUCAGCCUGAACCUGGGGCUUCUGAAGUGACCCCCAGCAUGCUUGAGAUUGCCAUUCAGAAUGCUAAGGCUUACCUACUGAAGACCAGUAGCAAGUCGGGCUUAAAUACAUAUGAUCAUCUUUCUAAUAUGCUGAGCAAGAUCUUAGAUGAGCAUCCCGAAAAUGCUGUGGAUAUCAUUGAAAAUAUUAGCCAAGAUGUGAAGAUGGCACAUUUUAGCAAAAAAUUAGAUACACUCCAAGAUGAAUGUGAAAUGCUUCCAAUAUAUGAAAUAGCAGAGAAGCAAAAGGCUCUUUUUCUCCAAGGAAAUUUGGAAGGAGCUGACCAAGAACUAGAAGAUGAAAUAGCAGAAAUCUCUCUUCCAAAUGUCAUGGAGUCAGCUUUUUAUUUUGAACAAGCUGGAGUUGGUUUGGGCACUGAUGAGACUUAUCGCAUAUUUCUUGCCCUCAAGCAGCUUACUGACACUCACCCAAUCCAAAGAUGCCGUUUCUGGGGCAAGAUCUUAGGUCUGGAAAUGAAUUAUAUUGUAGCUGAAGUGGAAUUUCGUGAGGGAGAAGAUGAAGAGGAGCUAGAAGAGGAAGAUGUAACUGAGGAGAGGGACAAUGGGAAUAGUGACGCUGAUGAAGAUGAAUUACCAAAGUCCUUUUACAAGGCCCCACAGGCUAUUCCAAAAGAAGAAAGUAGAACAGGUGCCAACAAAUAUGUCUAUUUUGUUUGCAAUGAACCAGGAAGGCCGUGGGUGAAGUUACCAUCGGUUACGCCUGCACAAAUUGUUAUUGCAAGAAAAAUCAAGAAAUUUUUCACUGGGCGAUUAGAUACUCCCAUUGUAAGCUACCCACCUUUCCCAGGAAAUGAGAGCAAUUACUUACGAGCACAAAUAGCCAGAAUUUCAGCAGGGACCCAUGUCAGCCCUCUAGGAUUCUAUCAGUUCGGUGAAGAGGAAGGAGAGGAAGAGGAAGAGGUGGAAGGUGGGAGAGAUAGCUUUGAAGAAAACCCUGAUUUUGAAGGCGUUCGAGUGAUUGAUCUAGUGGAAUCCCUAUCCAAUUGGGUUCAUCAUGUGCAACAUAUUCUCCCUCAGGGUCGCUGUAAUUGGUUCAACCCCAUACAAAAAAGUGAAGAAGAAGAAGAAGAAGAAGAUGAAGAAAAAGAAGAAGAAGAAAAAGGAGAAGAGCCUGACUACAUAGAACAGGAAGUAGGGCCUCCUCUCUUGACACCAGUCUCUGAAGAUUUAGAGAUCCAGAAUAUACCACCUUGGACAACACGGCUGUCCUCACAUCUCAUUCCUCAAUAUGCUGUUGCUGUUCUUAGAUCCAACCUUUGGCCAGGAGCAUAUGCCUUUUCCAAUGGCAAAAAGUUUGAAAAUUUCUACAUAGGCUGGGGUCAUAAAUACAGUCCAGACAGCUAUACACCUCCAGCUCCACCAUCAGUUUAUCAAGAAUAUCCCAGCGGACCAGCAAUUACAGAAAUGGAUGACCCUAGUGUGGAAGAUGAACAGGCUUUCAGGGCUGCCCAAGAAGCGGCUGUACUUCCAGCUGAGGAAGGCGAAGAAACCGAGGAAGAGGAAGAUGAGGAAGAUGAUUAUGACUAAUAAAAGUACAAUCAGCCCAGUCUUAUGUGAGACUGAUAUAUACAUACUCCUUCUGUGGGACUGAUUUUA
This is a messenger RNA of Ceratotherium simum simum (southern white rhinoceros), 2373 nucleotides long. It is a transcript of the gene RSPH4A, whose product is annotated as radial spoke head component 4A. NCBI's taxonomy places the organism in Eukaryota, Metazoa, Chordata, Mammalia, Perissodactyla, Rhinocerotidae. Gene Ontology annotation, cellular component: radial spoke; axoneme. Gene Ontology annotation, biological process: cilium assembly; axoneme assembly; cilium movement involved in cell motility. The record is from RefSeq and is a predicted model, not a curated record.